Messenger RNA from Racocetra fulgida, 375 nucleotides. NCBI's taxonomy places the organism in Eukaryota, Fungi, Glomeromycota, Glomeromycetes, Diversisporales, Gigasporaceae. The record is from the annotation of a GenBank genome assembly.
AUGAACUUACCCAAUGAGACCAUAGUUUGCGACAGUGAUAUUGGCUUGGAAUAUACUUCGGAUAAAGAAUACCAUGGCGGUGUUUACACUAAAGCCUGGCACAAAACCUUGCACGAAGAUGUUGAAGUUGAAACCUUGAUAUAUGAUGCUGAAGCUCUUCCCGAUACUGUUGAAACCUUACCUGAGAACUCUGAGGCCUUUUCCGACAACCUUGAAGCUUUACUAGAAGAUGUUUUAGUCUUUAUCGAUGAUGUUGAAACCUUACCUGAAGAUGCUGUAGUCAUUUUCUAUGAUGUUCAAGCUGCACCUGAAGAUGCUGUAGUCUUUCCUGAUGAUGUUCAAGCCGCAUCUGAUGAUCCUCGAUUUAAUUUGUAA